This is a messenger RNA of Porites lobata, 18395 nucleotides long. The record is from the annotation of a GenBank genome assembly. NCBI's taxonomy places the organism in Eukaryota, Metazoa, Cnidaria, Anthozoa, Scleractinia, Poritidae.
GAAGAGUUAAAAGAUGAGUACAAAUGUCCUGUAUGCCUUGUAGCUAUGAAGAACCCUGUUCAGACCAAGAGAUGCGGCCAUCGCUAUUGCCGUGAAUGCUUGUUAAAAACCUUCAGGUAUUACUACCGUUUUUACGUCGCUUCUCUGUGAUUUUAAUAGGUAUGAAAUAUUAUUUAGUUCUGCCUCAGCUCUUUGACCGAGAACGAUAUAUUCAUUAUUGCUCUCGGGAUAACUCCUAUUCACGAUACCCGCCAUCACUGAUGGGAUAAAAGCAAUGUUCCAUGCAGCUUUCUCAGGGGGCGAUCAAGCGAAAAAAAUUUUGCGUGUUCAUUCUAGACACUAGUAAAUGAAGAGCUGUUCAUCUUAAAGACGGUAAUGAGAAUUUAUGGCUGGAACUAAUUGUUGUUACUUUUGUGGAUGCUUUGGCGACCAUAGAUGUCCUCAUUUGUGUAGCAAACAAUAAUCACUUUAUGGCAUAAAUCUUGUCGAGAGUCGGACUAUCCAUUUUGAACCGAGGAGGAGUGUGUGGGUGGGUGUGUGUGUGGGGGGCGGAUGGAGGUAUUUGGGUUAAUUUUUGCUGGGUAUGUGUCGCUGGCCUCUCAGAACACCUACACCAUUUUUGUCUAUUCUGUGGUCAUAUUAUAGACCCCAUCUUAGUCACUUUUGGGAAAAUGUAAUUUUCGCGAUCCCAACUUGGGAACUUUCUGUUUAUUCAUCUACAUUAUAAGGCCUUUUAACUAGGUCAUCCAGAAAUGAAUUGACACAUUCGUUAAACUUAAUGAAGUAAAAAUGUUCCCAUUUAUUUUUUAAUCCCUACUUACCUGAAUUUUCUAAUCCCCAAAAUCCCGAAAAUGUGCGAUCCCAUACAUUCAAGUAACUCUUCAGGAGUAAUAAAAAUGCAACCCCAUUCAGUGGCACAUCCCCAUUAGCCUAUUACUUGAAGUAACAGGGAUUAAUAGGUACAUUUGAACAGUGGUCCUGGGAAUUGAGGUUGGUGCAGGGUGUCUCUUUGUAGAUACUUGGCUCAGAGGCUAACAGGGAAUAAAACAGAAGAAAUGAAUUUUUAUUGAUCCCUUAAUCGAUCUGGUUUUUUUUCUAGUAAACUCUCUGUGAUAGAUAGCAUCUCACAGGACAAUAACGCAUGUCAUAUUCGCUUCUUUGUGGAUAGAAUAAUGCACUUUCUUUACACGUCGGAGGUAGUAAACAAGUUCGUUGUACAUGUAUUAUAGAGCUACUAAAUUUUCAAAAAAAUGUAUGCAUUUACUUCCAAAAAGGAUGAGUUUAAACUUGCCGAGUAGAACAGAUCUGACAAGCAGCUGACUGAUAAAGAAAAUGAUCAGCGCAGACGAAGAGUAUAAUUAUAAUUUGUGAUGUAAAUACUAUUUUUUAAUUACUUGUAAUAUUUUAGUAUAUGAAAAAAUUAGUUACUGUACAAUAAUUGUACAGUAACUAAUUUUUUAGUAGUUUUGUAUUUCUUCCUUUUUUUGGCACUGCCCCAUAAGCUUAUUACUACCAUGGAUAAAUAAAGUUUAUUGAUAAAUUGAUCGAUAGAAAAUGAGCAUAAAGAAGAAAAAAUAUUCCCGUGCAUUGUGAUGCUUUUAGAUAAGUGCACCUUGCCCGUGGAGUCUAUGACGUAUUCCAGUAGUUGAACCUACCUAAAACUCGAGAUACUUUCUGCUAAAUGCUUGUGCCCAGGCUUCUUGCAUUCAGAUUAGGUCGCAUUCUCCUGACAUCGAAUGUAACUAGGAAGUAGCCCCCCCGCCUUGGAUAAUGAAUGACUAUCAAACUGUCUUCUCGUCUUGAUAGAAUAAACAAACCCGACCAUGAUUUAACUCAUAUUGGCAAAUCAUAUCACUUGUUUGCCCCCUGAAAUACCAUGUAACAUCUUGCUUUUAUUCCGUGUGAAAAACUGAUGAUGGGUAUCAUGAAUAAGGUUUAUUCCAUACUGAUGACGUGUAUCCAAUUUACCAUAUUUACAUGUAUUUUUGUGUUUAUAGUCAUGUUAUGCAUGGGUUAGGUCUCAUUGUUGAUUACCAUAUGAUGUAUUGUUUUGCUUUCUUUUGCUAAAUGGGGUGACAAGGGUAACAAUAGCGACAACCGUGACAACAGUAACAACAGUGGCAACAUCAACAACAGUGAUAACAGCGACAACAGUGAAAACAGUGACAACAGCGACAACGGUGACAACAGUGACAACAGCGACAACAGUGACAACAGCAACAACAGUGAUAACAACAUCAACAGCGACAAAAGUGACAACAGCAACAACAGUGACAACAGUGACAAGAGCAACAACAGUGACAACAGUGACAACAGUGACAACAGCGACAAUGGUGACAACAGUGAAAACAGUGACAACAGCGACAACGGUGACAACAGUGACAACAGCGACAACAGUGACAACAGCAACAACAGUGACAACAUCAACAGCGACAAAAGUGACAACAGCAACAACAGUGACAACAGUGACAAGAGCAACAACAGUGACAACAGUGACAACAGUGACAACAGCGACAAUGGUGACAACAGUGAAAACAGUGACAACAGCGACAACGGUGACAACAGUGACAACAGCGACAACAGUGACAACAGCAACAACAGUGAUAACAGCCACAACGGUGACAAGAGCGACAAAAGUGACAACAGUGACAAGAGCGACAACGUUGACAACAGUGACAACAGUGAUCACAUCGACAACAGUGCCAACAGUGUCAACGGUGGUCACAUCGACAACGGUGACAACAUUGACAACAGUGACAACAGCAUUAACGGUGACAACAGUGACAAUGGUGACAACAUCAACAGCGACAAAAGUGACAACAGCAACAACAGUGACAACAGUGACAAGAGCAACAACAGUGACAACAGUGACAACAGUGACAACAGCGACAAUGGUGACAACAGCGACAACAGUGACAACAGUGACAACAGUGACAACAGUGACAACGGUGACAAUAGUGACAACAGCGACAACAGUGACAACAGGGACAACAGUGACAACAGUGACAACAGCAACAACAGUGGCAACAGAGAAAACAGCAUUAACGGUAACAACAGUGACAAUGGUGACAAAAUCAACAACAGUGACAACAGUGACAACAGCGACAACAGUGACAACAGCAACAACAGUGACAACAGCAACAACGGUGACAACAGUGACAACGGUGACAACAGCGACAACGGUGACAACAGUGACAACAGCGACAACAGUGACAACAGCAACAACAGUGACAACAGUGACAACAGCGACAACAGCGACAACAGUGACAACAGUGACAACAGCGACAACAGUGACAACAGUGACAACAGCGACAAUAGUGACAACAGCGACAACAGUGACAACAGUGACAACAGCGACAACAGUGACAACAGUGACAACAGUGACAACAGCGACAACGGUGACAACAGUGACAACAGCGACAACGGUGAAAACAGUGACAACAGCGACAACGGUGACAACAGCGACAACAGUGACAACAGUGACAACAGCGACAACGGUGACAACAGCAACAACGGUGACAACAGUGACAACAGUGACAACAGCGACAACGGUGACAACAGUGACAACAGCGACAACGGUGAAAACAGUGACAACAGCGACAAUGUUGACAACAGCGACAACAGUGACAACAGUGACAACAGCGACAACGGUGACAACAGUGACAACAGCGACAACAGUGACAACAGUGAAAACAGUGACAACAGUGACAACAGAGAAAACAGCAUUAACGGUAACAGCAGUGACAAUGGUGACAAAAUCAACAACAGUGGCAACAGUGACAACAGUGACAACAGCGACAACAGCAACAACAGUGACAACAGUGACAACAGUGACAACGGUGACAACAGUGACAACGGUGACAACAGCAACAACGGUGAAAACAGUGACAACAGUGACAACAGCGACAACAGCGACAACGGUGACAACAGUGACAACAGUGACAACAGUGACAACGGUGACAACAGUGACAACAGUGACAACAGUGACAACGGUGAAAACAGUGACAACGGUGACAACAGUGACAACGGUGACAACAGUGACAACAGCGACAACGGUGACAAUAGUGACAACAGUGACAACAGCGACAACAGCGACAACAGUGACAACAGUGACAACAGCGACAACGGUGACAACAGUGACAACAGCGACAACGGUGAAAACAGUGACAACAGCGACAAUGGUGACAACAGCGACAACAGUGACAACAGUGACAACAGCGACAACGGUGACAACAGCAACAACGGUGACAACAGUGACAACAGCGACAACGGUGAAAACGGUGACAACAGCGACAACGGUGACAACAGCGACAACAGUGACAACAGUGACAACAGCGACAACGGUGACAACAGUGACAACAGCGACAACGGUGACAACAGUGACAACAGCGACAACGGUGAAAACAGUGACAACAGCGACAAUAGUGACAACAGCGACAACAGUGACAACAGUGACAACAGCGACAACGGUGACAACAGUGACAACAGCGACAACAGUGACAACAGUGAAAACAGUGACAACAGUGACAACAGAGAAAACAGCGAUAACGGUAACAGCAGUGACAAUGGUGACAAAAGCAACAACAGUGGCAACAGUGACAACAGUGACAACAGCGACAACAGCAACAACAGUGACAACAGUGACAACAGUGACAACGGUGACAACAGUGACAACGGUGACAACGGUGACAACAGCAACAACAGUGAAAACAGUGACAACAGUGACAACAGCGACAACAGCAACAACGGUGACAACAGUGACAACAGUGACAACAGUGACAACGGUGACAACAGUGACAACAGUGACAACAGUGACAACGGUGAAAACAGUGACAACGGUGACAACAGUGACAACGGUGACAACGGUGACAACAGCAACAACGGUGACAAUAGUGACAACAGUGACAACAGCGACAACAGCGACAACAGUGACAACAGUGACAACAGCGACAACGGUGACAACAGUGACAACAGCGACAACGGUGAAAACAGUGACAACAGCGACAAUGGUGACAACAGCGACAACAGUGACAACAGUGACAACAGCGACAACGGUGACAACAGCGACAACAGUGACAACAGUGACAACAGCGACAACGGUGAAAACGGUGACAACAGCGACAAUGGUGACAACAGCGACAACAGUGACAACAGUGACAACAGCAACAACGGUGACAACAGUGACAACAGCGACAACGGUGACAACAGUGACAACAGCGACAACGGUGAAAACAGUGACAACAGCGACAACAGUGACAACAGCGACAACAGUGACAACAGUGACAACAGCGACAACGGUGACAACAGUGACAACAGCGACAACAGUGACAACAGUGAAAACAGUGACAACAGUGACAACAGAGAAAACAGCAUUAACGGUAACAGCAGUGACAAUGGUGACAAAAUCAACAACAGUGGCAACAGUGACAACAGUGACAACAGCGACAACAGCAACAACAGUGACAACAGUGACAACAGUGACAACGGUGACAACAGUGACAACGGUGACAACGGUGACAACAGCAACAAUGGUGACAACAGUGACAACAGUGACAACAGCGACAACAGCAACAACGGUGACAACAGUGACAACAGUGACAACAACGACAACAGCAACAACGGUGACAACAGUGACAACAGUGACAACAGUGACAACAGUGACAACAGCGACAACGGUGACAACAGUGCGACAACAGUGACAACAGCGACAAUGGUGACAACAGUGACAAGAGCGACAACAGUGUCAACAGUGACAACGGUGACAACAGUGACAACAGCAACAACGGUGACAACAGCGUGACAACAGUGACAACAGAGGCAACGGUGAAAACAGUGACAACAGCGUCUACAGUAACAACAGCGACAAUGGUGACAACAGUGACAACGGUGACAACAGUGACAACAGUGACAACGGCGACAACAGUGACAACAGUGACAACAGCGACAAUAGUAACAACAGCGACAAUGGUGACAACAGUGACAACGGUGACAACAGUGACAACGGCGACAACAGUGACAACAGUGACAACGGUGACAACAGUGACAACCGCGACAACAGUGACAACAGCGACAACAGCGACAACAGCGACAACAAUGACAACAGCAACAACAGUGACAACAGCGACAACAGUGACAACAGCGACAACGGUGACAACAGUGACAACAGCGACAACGGUGACAACAAGGACAACAUUGUUAACGGUGACAACAGUGACAAUAGUGACAACAUCAACAACAGUGGCAACAGUGACAAGAGUGACAACAGCGACAACAGCGACAACUUAACAGUGACAACAGUGACAACGGUGACAACAGUGACAACAGCGACAACAGUGACAACGGUGACAAUGGUGACAACAGUGACAACGGCGACAACAGUGACAACAGCAACAACAGCGACAACAGCAACAACAAUGACAAGAGCAACAAUAGUGACAACAGCGACAACAGCGACAACAGUGACAACAGCGACAAUGGUGACAAAAGUGGAAACAGCGACAAUAGUGGCAACAGCGACAACAGUGACAACAGGGACAACAUCAACAACAGUGGCAACAGUGACAACAGUGACAACAGCGACAACAGUGACAACAGCAACAGGGGUGACAACAGUGACAACGGUGACAACGGUGACAACAGUGACAACGGUGACAACGGCGACAAUGGUGACAACAGUGACAACAGCGACAACAGUGACAACAGUGACAACGGUGACAACAGUGACAACAGCGACAACAGUGACAACAGCAACAAUAGUGACAACAGUGACAAGAGCAACAACAGUGACAACAGUGACAACAGCAACAACGGUGACAACAGUGGCAACAGUGACAACAGUUACAACAGCGACAACAGCGACAACAGUGACAACAGCAACAACGGUCACAUCAGUGAGAAUGGUGACAACGGUGACAACGUUGACAAGAGCGACAACAGUGACAACAGUGACAAUGGUGACAACAGCGACAAGAGCAACAACAGUGAGAACAGUGACAACAGCAACAACAGUGACAACAGCGACAACAGCGUUAACGGUGACAACAGUGACAAUGGUGACAAAAUCAACAACAGUGGCAACAGUGACAACAGUUACAACAGCGACAACAGUGACAACAGCGACAACAGUGACAACAGCAACAACGGUGACAACAGUGACAAUGGUGACAACAGUGACAACAGCGACAACAGUGACAAGAGCAACAACAGUGACAACAGUGACAACGGCGACAACAGUGCGACAACAGUGACAACAGUGACAACAGCGACAAUGGUGACAACAGUGACAAGAGCCACAACAGUGUCAACAGUGACAACGGUGACAACAGUGACAACAGCAACAACGGUGACAACAGCGUGACAACAGUGACAACAGCGAAAACGGUGAAAACAGUGACAACAGCGACAACAGUGCCAACAGGGACAACGGUGACAGCCGUGACAACGGUGACAACAGUGACAACAGCGACAACAGUGACAACAGCGACAACAGUGACAACAGCGACAACAGCUACAACGGUGACAACAGCAACAUCAACAACAACAUUGACAACAGUGACAACAGUGAAAACAGAGACAGCAGUGACAACAGUAAGAAGAGUGACGACAGUGACAGCAGCGACAACAUUGACAACAGUGACAAGAGCAACAACAGUGACAAGAGCGACAACGGUGACAACAGUGACAAUAGCGACAACGGUGACAACAGCGACAACGGUGACAACAGUGACAACGGUGACAACAGUGACAACAGCGAUAACGGUGACAACAGUGACAACGGUGACAACAGUGACAACAGCGACAACAGUGACAACAGUGACAACAGCGACAACAGCAACAACAGUGACAACGGUGACAACAGCGACAUCAGCGACAAUGUUGACAACAGUGACAACAGCGACAACGGUGACAACAGCGAGUACAGUGACAACAGUGACAUUGGUGACGACAUCGACAACAGUGUUAACUGCAACAACAGUGACAACAUCGACAACAGUGAGAACUUGCUUUUUAAAAUACAGCUUGUAUGACGUUGGAUUUAUAUUUUUAACUGGCUUUGAUAUGUUGCUGGUUAGAUUGAUUAUGUGAUAAAAAAAACUUGUCUGCAUCUACGUGAUACAUAGAUUUUUAAUAAAGUAGUCCCCAUUUUUGUAUGCCUCUCAAAGAGGUGACGAGUCCCAGAAAUAUUGGAAAAAGAAGUUUUCCUGUUUUUCAAUCCUGGUUCAUUAUUCUUGCAUUAUUUUGCAGCAGCUAUUUAUUAAAGCCUCCUACAUUUCAAAUGCAACUGUUGUAGAAGAGUAACUAAUAUCAUGUAGACUCACGUUUUUGAAACCAGUUCUGUGUGAUUUAUGGAUAAAGAUGCAAUUACUUAUACUGUGGCCAAGCUGUUAGAUGUUGGACUAUUUUAAUCCGGAGGCCUCGGGUAAUAGUAGUCCCCAGCUGACCAUUCUAAGAUUUAUUCACUGAAGUCCCUAGUUGAAAUUCUUGAAUUCAUAUACUUGUAAAUAGCAAGAACUGGAUCACUAAACCUGUACCAGAUGGGAUUCCUUAAUCCUAAUAAUACUAUGUUUAAUUUGAAUUAUUUGUUUCUUUAACCAUGAAAAGCCCCUUUAGGGUAGAGAAUAACUAAAUUUAUGCACUUUACUUGAGUGUCAAUGCAUUAGGCACAAAAUUCUAAUAAUUAAGGAAGCUAUUUUUACAUCUCCUUCAGAGAUGGGACUGCAGCCAUUUUACCUGAUCAUCCAUGACACAUGAAGGUCUAGCUGUUUACAGGCCAUUUUAAAGGCAGUACCUUCAUUGUACAUACAUUUAAAGGUGUUUCAAUGUUACUGUUUUUUUACAUGUAAUGUGAGAAUUUUUUUAUUUCAAUAUGUAGAAGGGCUGAAGGUGAUCAGUGGCGUUGUCCUCAGGACAGGACUCCUCUUCCAAGAAAUGGAGGGGUAAGUAACUAAAGAGGUAAAAAAUCCAAUAUAGUACAUCUUUUGUUGUUACAGUGCUCUUAAGCAACAAUGACAGCAGCAAUGGCAAAAAGAAUGUAAAAAAAGCAAUUUCUGUCUCCUUUCACAAAUGCCUAUAAAAACCAAAUCAAAGCUUAUAACACCUGCAACAGUCAAGUUUUGUUUGUUAGAGCACAAGUAGAAAUGAACCAAACAGCAUAUGUUGGGAUGAAAACUCUGGCCACGCAUUUACUGGUAUUUAAUUAACUAAAAUUCCUUGAAAUGCAAAAUAAAGGUAACCGUUUCAAGCUCCUAGCAAAGGUGAGGGCCCAGCAAAAGAAAAAGUAUUUUCACAAACGUUAUAAUGAAACAAUGAGGUAAAAAUGGAGGAGGAGGCAGGCUGAUUGCUUGUAAGAUCUGAAGUUUGAAGCUUGCAGACUGAGAGGGCUGAUUGAACGACACACCUCAUUUUUAUCUUCCUCAAAAAGCAUAAGAUUGAGGCUAUGUAAUAAUUCUACUGAAGGUGAUCGUGAGCCUACCGGUAUGCACGGCUUGUAUUCCAUUGUCAUUAAAAUCUCCUGACUAUCUUGUGACUAUAGAUACUUAACUUCUUGUCGAUAUCCAAGGCUGCCCAGUCCUCUAAUUUUAACUAAGUAGCCAUAAACUCACUUCAAAAACCCAAAAUGUAGGUAACUAAAUAUACACUAUAACAGGAAAACAUAUAUUUAUUUACUUUCUGGAAAAUAAGUCCAUUUAUUUAAUCAGCAAAAUAUAAACUCUACAUGUGCAGCACACUAAUGGUGAAUUUCUUUGCUGACAUUGCAUGUUGACCAAUUUCGUCUUAAUUUCUUUCUUAUCAAUCCAUAUUUUAUUAACCCAUGUUUUAUCAAUCCAGUCCAGUUCCUGUUUUAUUAUAUGCUGAAGUUGUUGCCAGCCUGCGGAUGCAAAAAGAAGUUCUUGGGCGUGCAUUUUUUGGCCUGAGUGUACUGUACAAAGUACAGACUGUAAUUCCCUGACUGUAAUUCCUCCAGAUAAAGGAUGUUUGCAAAUUAAUGUACAGUCGUGAAUAUUUCAGGAACAAACCCAAGUUUUUUUUCUAUCCCAAACUCCAAAACCAUCUCCUUCAUAGAAAUUGACAACCUAAUCAAGAACCUACUUAUGCUAUUGCUAAUAAAACUAUCCCAAAAUACAAGAACCUUGAUUCUUUGCCAGACUUACUUGUUCUUACUGUAUUACUUGCUACUUUUCUACAUGCUAUAAAUGAAGUGGUGUAAAGACACAUCAAAUUACUUUUUUAUUACAUGUACCUUAUUGCAAAAUUGGCUCAGAGUUAUUGUUUAUAGACUAAAAUCAUCUGCUCUUAGCUAGUUAUUGUUAAUUAAUGUUGGAUAGCUCUAUGGAUAAAUCACUGUCCAGUGGAUAAGUUUUAACUUAGGGAAUUCAAUUACGCUAUUCACUGGAAAGAGAUUAAAUUUAUCUCGUGGCCGAUUAAGCAUUUAGAUCCACCUUUCGAACUUCUGGGCCCUGGUUCACCUUUAGCUAAUAAUUUGAUUCAAUAUUGUCAGCAUAGCAAUCCGCUUACGUUGUUUUAAAGUGAAAAAUAAUAAGCAAACUGUCCAAUUAAAUGUAUUCACCCCCAAACUGCCUGUAACUGUCAGUUCGGAUCCACACCCUUGUACUCGUGCUUCUGAUUUCAUCAGUUUUAACGGUCUUUCAAUACAUACGUAAACAUACAUAAAGCUUUUGACAUCUACCCUGUGAAAGGGGAAGAGAUAUUUCUAUAAACCAAUUACAGUGUCAGAAUGAGAAUCUGCAACCUUGCAGUUCUGUGAAAAAUCGCUAAUUUUGCGGUUGACAAUCAAUUAAGAACUGUUAAAAAUCUAAAGUAUCACGAAAAAUUUGUCGACUUUAUGAUUUUUCAAAAUUUUUGCAAAUGUGGUGGAACAAUCUUUUAAUGGAGAUGUAUGAAACGUUAAUUUUUAGUGGUUUCAUGUUUAGAUUAAGUUUUGGUGCCGAUGUUCUUCUUCCUAACAAAAUUGCGGUUUCAUCUGUAUAGAACUGAUAACAACAAGACUACGUUUGUUCGUUGUGAAUGACUAGUUGGCAAUGUCUUUUAGAAUAAACCUUUCUAGUUUCAACCCAAACAUCUAGAAACUGACGAGCAAAAGGAGUUGAUUAGUAAGAGAACUACUUGCUUGCCCAAUUUGGAAAUAACUGGAUCCAGCAAUAGUUGCUUUGACAGCCAAUUUGGACUCUGCCUAUAACGGUCGUGGCUGUCCUUGGAAUCUUUUUCAUGCAAUUAACAUUUUAAAAAUGAACAGCAUGUAGUCCUGUUACCUACACUAACUGCCCUAUAUUCACAGUUCUUUCCAGAUGAGGCCUGGAAAAGGACCAUACUGUCUCUUAAGAUAAAAUGCAAGCAAAAUGACAAAGGGUGUGACUGGACUGGAGAACUCAGGGAAUAUGAGGUGACAAGUUCAUAAUAAUAACAUACAAUCCCUACAUUUCUCCUUAAACUAUUUUGGUGGCGUUUUCGUGGGUUAAUAUAGGCAAUAAAAAUUAGCAUAUCACUUUUACUAAAAUGCAAGAUGUGUGAUUGCAAUUUUCUCUUGCCUUUUAACCCAGUGCGACUACAUGUAAGUCUCCACAAUUGUUGGAGUCCGUUUUAAAAUUAUGUGGUCAUUACAUGUAAAUGAAAUAUCAUAGGGGUAUAUAUUUAAAAUAGCAAUCAUAUACCUCGAGCUCAAAGAUCCAGAUCCCAAAAGCACAAACUCCAUUGUGUGUUAAACAUCGGACUGUCUGACAACAAACCACAGAAACUUCAAGUAUUUGACGUGAUCACGUGAGCUGACCAAGAUGAACGUGAAUCUUGGUGCUCCAUAACUUUCUUUAUUUCUCUUCGAUUCUUGCUUAUUUCUUGAAUGUUUUCUCCGGUUUUUUUUUGUCAUGUAUGUAUUGUCCUUCGAUUCUCCUACCUUUAUUUUACCAUGCCUGAGUCAGUCGCAAGUUUAUGGUGUUUCCUAUUUGUAUAGCCUGCGUAGCAAGCGUUUCCGUUCGGUUUUGGAGCAAAGAAAGACCGUGGAACGGGAUUCUCGGUUUUGGCCGCGCGAGAAAUGAAACAAGAGCCAAAAAAUGAAAGUGGGGGGAGGCUCUUUUACUUACGCCAUUUUCGCGCGGUCUUUGACUAUCGUUUCUCGUUCUUGGCUCCUAAACUGCACGGAAACGCUUGCUACGCAGGCUAUAUUUAUAGUGUUCUCUUAUUAAUUAUAAAUUUAUAGUUUAUUUAAUUAUUUGUUAAAUUAUCGUGAGCUUUGUUUCUUUCCUUUCGUUUUUCUCUUCACUUCCCUUCUUUUCUUUCUUUCUUUUCUAUGUGUGUGUGUGUGUGUUUGUGUUUGUGUGUUAUUUCUUAUAACCAUUUAUUGUAAAUAUUAUUGUAAACUAUUAUUGUCCCGCAGGCCUAGAACGGCACUUUUGCUAAUUGUGUGGACAAGACAACUGUAACUUGUUGCAUGAAAUUCAUUAAAGAUUGUUGUUAUUUUUUUUAUUGUAUUCCUUGUUUACUUUUUGCCCUUACAAUAAUAUCGAUUGGUGGUCUUUUGUGGUGUCCAUCACUUUUUAAUUUUACACAUUGACUACUUACAUAUAUUCCAGAACCACAAUUCUAUAUGCCAGUAUGUCUCUGUUCCUUGUUGGGACUGUGAAGAAAUCAUGGAGAGGAGGGCUCUGGACUCUCACAAAACAUUUGCAUGUGUUGAAAGGAUCGUAUUUUGUCAUUAUUGUGAUAAACAGUUUCCUUUCCGCAUCCUAAAGGUACAGUGUAGAUGUAAAUCUGUCUUGUGACAAUAAACCUACCCUGAGCAGAUUCAUGAAAUUGAAAUUCAAGGUCAGUUUUACUUGGGAGCUAGAAAAUGAAGUGCAUAUGACAUGAAGAAGUUCCAACAAUCUCAAUUUUCCUUCUUGAUGUUAUUUGACAACUGUCUAACGUUGUCUUGAGUGUCGACCAGCGCGAAAAUAACAGUCGGUCUGACCAAUAUAUAUUUGCCCCCUACCUGCUGACGGACAUCAGAUGGCUAGAUAAAAUGUACAAUUAAUGUAACUCUUGACAACUGAAGACUGGUGUAGUACUAAAAGAAAUCUUAACAUAAUUCGUCGGAUAACUUUUCUAGGCAAGGACCGUCUUUUGGAGGCCUUUGUAAGGAGUAUAUAAUUAUUUGGAGACCUUUGCAGGAAGUAGUUGACUAAACAAGGAUACAAAAAACACGACAGUCACAUAUAUUUUUUUAAAAAACGAGAGGGCCAUUCCCGAGAAUUACCUUUAGCCUCGUUUUCAUAGCGAGUCCUGGUGCUUAUUCUUUCAUGGGAAAAUAAGUUUUUACUGAUUCACACACAAGUUGAACUCCCACAUACGAAUAGUGGUGCAUCAGGCUUCCAUAAGGUGGCUUAGAGCAACUCGGAAAUAGAUUGUGACCAAAUAUCACUACAUAGUACAGGGCGUUUCAAAAGUUAGUUCCGGUUGUAAAUUGUGUUUUGCGCAAAGCAUUUAAUGCUUCCUUAAGCAAAUGUAAACUGAUUCAGGUAGGAAAUUUAUCUAAAUAACCGUUCAAAUCAAGUUCAAACUAAAAUUUGAAGAAAUUAUCAAAUUUUUUAACUUUUUUCCCUGAAUGUGCACGUACGCGAAUUUUUUCUCGCCAUAUUUUUCCUGCCCAUUUUGUAGGUUUUCUAUUUUCGUUUUUUUUUUUUUGCCGUUUUCUUUAAUUUGUUUUCUCUACUCUUUCACGAAAAUGAAGGCGUACACUGUUUGUGCUAAAGCUCAGGCAUCUAUUUUUACGGUGCUUUGUCCAUUUAGUCAAAGAAAUUGUCAAAUUGUUGAAGAAGUCUGAACGAUGAGAGAACAAGUGGUCAAAAGUAAAGACCUUACAAGACAAACCAAGGAGUAGAUGGCCGGUUUUUUUUUUACAAACUGUGUGAAAAAUGUUAUCGAAAAAGCUGUAAGACUAAAGUAUGUGCGUAAUAAUUCAACAAGACUGCAAGGUAAAAAGAAAACUUCAACUUCACAAUAUCAAAGUUUCGAGCACAACAGAAUGGACAUAUGUGACCAACAAAGGUUGGAAAGCCUUGAAGAGAAAAAAGGCGGUGCACACUUCAUGCAGGCAUGGCAUCAGAAGAAUUUGUAAACUUUAUACCAAAGGACGACCGACCGGCAAACUCACGUGAUGCGAACCCUCUUGUAACCAUCUGAUUAUCGUUGAUGAGACAAUAUACAAAGAUCCAGCCCCCAAAACACUAAACUAGCUAAGACAGCGACCACGCUUCAGCUGGAAAAUUGUGAAUUUAGACACGCUAUGCAUGGGAGCUCGUACAUUCUAUACCUCACCGCUUAGAAAAUGUCAGAAAUCAUAAGAGAAGACAUUCUGGUUGCUAAUAUUUCAGAUAGUCAAUGUUAAAUGAAUAACAUGCUUAGGUUUACAAAAGUUAUCUUUUAAUUAAUAAUCAGUGAAAUUUAAGUGAAGAAAAAAUCGGAACGAACUUUGAAACAGCCUGUACACCGUGUUAUUCUCAUUUCCCUUAUAUACGAGUAAUCCGUUUAGUAUAGGGUAGAGAAGAGUGCCGUCACAAAAUUUCGAAUUUGCGAAAUUAUGGGAUUGGUUGGCAUUUUCAGAAAGAACAAGAAGAAAAGUGUUCACCUGCUAAAAAACAACCUGUUAUUGCAAAUUGGUGGAGAGAUAUAAGCAACGUUAUGCUCUUAUGAUUCCGUACAAAUCCUAUAAAAUCUGACCUGGAUCGUACGAGUUACGAUCAAGGCCAAUUUCAGAAGGAUUUGUAUGGAAUCAUCAGAGCAUAACGUCGCUUAUAUCACCAUUGAUUUUUGGCGAACGGGCAUUUCUCAGUCUUUUUCUUUCUGACCAUCUUACCCAAUCGCAUAAUUUUAUUAAUUUAGUUUUCGUGACGUCAUCACUUCUUCACUCUGUUGAAGUUCAAGUGAGGCCUUUCAAACCCUCAUUUGUCUACCAUCAAUCAGCUAAACCCAGAAAGUCCAAAAUUUACUUCAUUCGCAAUGAGCAAAAACGUUGUAGAACAGAUACUCCACGUAGAUAUCAAUAACAAAACACCAAAACGCAUUCGACGACAUCCUCGGUCGGAACGGAGCGCAGUGCGAUUUAACACACGUGACCAGCAGCCACAUUAGUUUAUUGAAGCAAAAAAGGCCAGGGUGUCUACGCAAACAGUAUUGGGUUUCUACACCGGUCAUAAAUGUCUGUCAGUUUUUUGGCCAACGUGAUGUCAUGUAAAAAUUCUCUACCCUUCCGGUCAUGAAUAUUAGCCGGUGAACACAUCCGUUUCUCCGCGCUCUUCGCCCGCUGGGGACGUUUCGCCCGGAAACGUCCCCAGCGAUGAAGAGCGAGGAGAAACGGAUGUUUUCGUAGGCUAGUAAAAUAUGUUAAGUGCAAAUGAAGAGGUAAAAAAUAUUAAAUUGUUAAAUAUCAUUUAACAGGUUCACGAGGAUAAAGAUUGCCCUCUCUUUCCUCUCCGUUGUCCACAGAAAUGUGAAAAAGAAGAGAUACCUAGACAAGAGGUAGUAGUUUAUGAAAACACAUGAAGUUGGUACAUGUAUCUAGUUGCGGAUGCGGGGGUGGGUUGGAGGGGGGGGGGGAUGAUCUUCACACAUCUGAAAAGCACUAUUAAGCCCUUAACCGACGGUUUUUAGAUGUUACCGGUUUUUUACUCCUAUGCGACCUUCGACAUCAACACCACUUGAAAACAGGUUUCUGUCUCUAAUGGGAUGCAGUAUACAGGGCGCAGCGCAGCUACUGUCGCAGUUUGAACCCUUUUUUUUCUCCACCCCUUAAUAAAAAUAAAUGGACCACGUGGACGUUACUCACCCCCGAAAGGUUAGAAAUCUCCGAAAUGUUAGCGCUUAAGGAAUACUACCUUUUAUCUCUAAAUCACUUAUACAAGCUUGAACUGCAGAUGGACGCUCACUUAAAAAAUGACUGCCCGUUGACAAAGAUACCCUGCCCAUUCCAAAUUUGUGGAUGCUCUGUCCAGGUAAGUUAGAAAAUUUAGACUGGACAUAUUUUUCAUUCGUUCCAUACGUUUGUAUUAAUAAAUAGCAGUUUUGAGUGAGUGUUGGUCCCAGUUUAGUAUCAAGGAGUGUUCACAGUAUUCGUAUUUCUUUUUUCUUUGCGGAUCGACAUUUCGUCUUCCCAUACUUGAUGAAACGGUCACCAAAGCCGCAUUAAAAAAAAUACUGGUUUCCCGUAUUGAUGGAAACGAUGACGUCACAGUAGCUAGUCUCACACGAAAUAUAUUAAAUAAUGUUUGGCUUGUAACUUGCCUUAAUUUUUGGCAUACUUGUUCGUAAAAAAUAAUAGAUCCUUCCACGGUUUUUGUAACUAUUGACGUGGACCAGUUAGCAAAAAUCCGGCAUUACCACUGUAUCUUGUAUCUUACACCUAUCCCGUAGUCAUGGUGACCGUUGGGGCGCCACAGACCGCUAUUAGCCCUUUCCUUCCCCUUGAUGAUUUGUUUUCGGAUUCUCUUAGGGCCUCGCAAAACUUCAACCCUGUCCACUCAGAGAUGUUAUUCUCCCAACGCGUCUUUUUUCGGCCUCUUGUUCUCUGUCCUUGCCCUGUUCCUUGUAAAAUUGUCUUGGCAAGCCCUGUGGAGCUACCACUGUAAAGAACGCCAAAAAAUUUGCAAAGUUUGAGAGUGAUUUAUUGAAAACUAACGACGUUUUAACUCCGCAAAGACGCGAAAUUUUACAGACGUUUGUGAGAUGGGUGAAAGGAGGAGAAAGUUUGUGAUCCCACCACCCAAAUAAGCCAGCUGCACAAUUUUGGCCCAAGAUCAGUUGCUAUGAAUUGGCUGUACAAAGGCUACCUAAUAUAAGUAUUUAUUAUUGUUUGCAGGAACGUCGGUGUAAGAUGGACAUUCAUGUGCAAAAAAAUAGCUCUGUGCACCUGUUCGAUGCAUGUUGCCAACUUCAAGCGUUAAAACAAAAAGUAAGUGAUUAUGGGAAUCUAGAGCAACGCGUAGAAAGAUUGGAAGCGGAAAAAUUGUCCAUGAAACGUUCUUUGGACACGUGCAAUCAAGAGAUUCGGGGGUUGAGAGCGACAGAAAGAGAGCAGAGGAAAAAACUCUCACAAGCGGAACAUCAACUGGCAGAGUUAUACAAAGAGAAAAAGAAAACCCAGUUGCUGGAAAAACGUGUUGAAGAAAUGCAGAGCCGAUUUCAGGCUAUGGGAAAUGCCCUUGGCUUGAGUGAUGGGAAAGGACACAGUAAAAAGCCAGAAGUUAAAAAGAGAAAGGUUGAAGAGAAGGUAACAUAAACUUUCAUUACUUUGUUUGUUUUUACUAAUCCCUUACAGUAAUGGAGAGGAAAAUUCGUUACGUCACGUUGCCAUGGUAACAAAAUUUCUGGAUGACCACAAACCGAAAACGGCACUUAAAAAGUGAAUUCGCACUGUUUCAAACUUCAUCGAUCUUAUUCAAUUCCAUUUUUAAAUUAAAAUUUGAAACAUCUUGGCGAAAUUGUCGGGGGUUGAAUCCGAAAGGACCUGAUCUGAGUUGAGAAAAAGGAAAAGAAAAUUUUCGUGCUUUGUUCACCAACUCCAUAAAGCGGGCCCGUGAAAUUAGGAAGUUUCAAGUCGCAGACUUGCAACGACGGCUGAGAAAUGUACAAAAAAGGGUGAUGCACUUGCAAAGUUGUCGUUUUACUGAUAUAAACCGAUUGCUUUUUUGCCGUUCUCGUUCCGUCGCCGUCGUUUUUGCUAAAGCUCCACAUUGUUGUGAUCUCAAAAUGUUGCUACCAUGGUAACGUGACGUCAGACUUCUCCUCUCUAUAAGCAAGCUAGCUUAAUCUAAGAACUUCAACCGACACAAUGCCGCGUUGAAGAUACUUUUCUUCGAAAUAUGUGGACCUUAAAUUGGUAGACUCUGUCCCCCAUGGUACUCGCCAGUAACAUCUUAACGAAUGUGCGAGACACCUGAUGCGCAAGCCUAUUCAUGCAAUGUUCCGGUUUACGCUGACCAUACCUGCGUUAAGGCUAACAGAGUGGAUCUACGGUUUUUGGACCAAAAGGAAAGAAAGUCUGGGCAGUUGAAAUGAGUUGUCCGUGGGUGGAGGAUAGCGGAAAGAAGAAUGAGGAGAAGACAGCCAAGUACGAUCCUCUGCGGUGCGAGUUGAGGAAGCGAUACCAGUAUAACAUCGACUCGUGUUAAAAUUAUUGUCAUUGAUGUGCUAGGAGGGUGGUCAAUGGAACUUGAGCGCAGUGAUUAUGAAAAAGCUAGUUUGUGUAAGGGCAAAGGAUGUUUUGCGAAGAAUGCAGAAAGCCACAAUCUCGUGCUCGCUCAACAUAGCACGUACUUUAAAUUCAACUGUUCUUUAACUGAUUAAAUGAUCUAAGUAAGGACAUGUUAGGACCAUGUUUCGAUGGGAUCGCAGAAGUGACGUUUUUUUAA